AUGGGAGGCAUACAUCUAACAAGUCCGGACUUCCCGCAAGGGUUUCCGAUCAAUGCCCAGCAGUUGCACUACUUAAUAGUCCACGGCUACAUAGAUCCACCAGAUAUGGAAAAGAUGGAUGUUACCGAGCGAAACUCCGCUGAUACCCUCUCCCGUGUUAUUACCAUAUUCCAAGCAUUCUGGUUUUUCGUCGGGGAACUUGAAAGAUUUGCCCAAGGUCUACCCAUUACUACUUUGGAGUUAACCACCAUCUCAUUUACGCUCGUGAUGUUCGCAACAUCUGCGACCUGGUACUAUAAACCCUCCAUUGCACAGCCACGCUUCGUUCACACGAAGAAUGAUAUAGCUGUGCAAGAAAUACGGGAAAACAUGGCGCGAUAUACCCACCCGAUGCUGCCAGCCCAUUGGUAUCAGACGCCCCUGGAAUUCAUUGGUCAUGAUCACUUUGGCAUCAAUAUCCAUUGGAGAUACUACACGAGGCUCGCGCAAAUACUCCACAUCCGUCUGUUUUCCCGCCCCGUCACAUCUCGGCCCUAUGAUCGGUUUCCAUCUGACACCUGGCUGUGUCCUGAUUUCGUUUUCACACCUCUUGCUACGUGCGUGCUGCUAGGCUUUAGUGGGCUUUUUCUAAUUGCGUGGAAUUUUCAUUUUCCAACUUACGCGGAGAAGAUUCUCUGGAGAAUUUCUAGCGUCUACCAUGCCGUCUUCUCGAUAUACGGCGGCUUUUACUUCGUCGUCGAGAUGGUUAAAAGCAGGCGCCGACCGUUGGAGACUGAUCGGGUCCUCAAGCGCAGUGGUCCUCUUACUCGGCACCAUUCCUUUGAAGGCUUGAUUACGGGAUCUCCGAGCGCUUUCCGCGGGACGCUCUCAAGAUGGAGGAACAUCUCCGUGGAUAAUGAUCCCGAAAUGAGCGUUUCUAUGAGGGUCCUUCUGCCAGUCAGUAUUAUGUGUAUCCUCUAUGUGUUUGCUCGGGUAUACAUCUAUGUGGAGGACUUUGCUUCGCUACGAUCGCAACCGUCGGGAGUGUAUAUCGACGUCAACAAAUUCCUUCCCUUUUUAGGUUAA
This is a messenger RNA of Aspergillus melleus, 1065 nucleotides long. RefSeq lists its product as uncharacterized. The record is from RefSeq and is a predicted model, not a curated record. NCBI's taxonomy places the organism in Eukaryota, Fungi, Ascomycota, Eurotiomycetes, Eurotiales, Aspergillaceae. The transcript is spliced from 3 exons. The coding region runs from base 1 to 1065 and encodes 354 amino acids.